UUACCAUAAGCAACAUUUUUUAUUGAUCAAUAAUUCAUCACAGUAAUUUGCAGUCGAGAAAACAUUGAAAAUAAAAAACAUUGAAAACGCAAUAAUAAGUUAUCAUUAGUUUUUGAGGCACGGCAAAUCUUUUGAUGUUUCUGAGAAUUUGUGCCUUUCAAGUGAUUUCUCUGAUGGGUGAAACUCAGAUUUUGAAGAUGGGUUAAAUUUAUUGAAGAAAUUGGCUGUAUUAAUUCAACUCUAAUGUUUAUUGGCAGUGAGAGUAUCUUGUUUAUUAAAUCUCAAGAGGGUUUGUCACCCCCGUUUACAUUAGCUGUCAAUAAGUGUUUCUACAUAACUUGACAUAGAAAAGAAUCUCGGCUCUUGAAAGAAGUAAAUAUCUAUUAUCGUAGCCUGAAAUUCAGCCUUGUUGUCCUUGGAGCAGAGAUUUGCAAUGGACUCUUCGGUCGAUUCUCAAUUUGUUGCAACUUUGGUGGCCUGUAUAAUUUUGAACGUCGGAUGUCUUCAGGAGAACUGGUACGGAUACCACAUCCGAGAUCCCUCGGAGUGGGGCAAGAUGUAUGCGAGGUGUGCGGACAACCACGACCAGUCGCCCAUCAAGAUAGAGGAGGCAGAGACGGUGUAUGAUCGUGUGCUUUCUGCACCUGUGUUGCAUGGAGGGUGGGAGUAUGUUCCCACUUCAGUACUCAUGUUGGAGAACAACGGCCACACCAUGGAGCUGGUGUUCAAGGACAACCACAUUAGGAUGCACGGAGCCCACCUGACACACGAGUUCUACCUCAAACAGUGUCACUUCCACUGGGGAGAGGACAUAGAAAAGCCAGGCUCCGAACACUGGCUCAACGGAAAACAGUACGACGCAGAGAUGCACUGUGUGUUCAUUAAUGUGGACUUUGUGCCUGGCACUGAGGAGGAGAUUUAUGACAGGGAGGCAUGGGCAGUGUUCGCAGUUUUCAUCAAGUUCGAUUCCGAAAAACCAAACGAAUAUAUAGACUAUCUUCUGUCACAUACAGAUGCCAUUAGGGAAGCAGGACACAACUACAGCUUCAACCAGGAGAAGAAAAAGGCAGACAUUCGACACCUCCUACCGGACAACCUGUCCGAGUACUACCGCUACCAGGGUUCUCUCACCUCCCCGCCCUGCUAUGAGUUUGUGGUCUGGACCAUCUUCAACAACCCCAUCCACAUCUCCCGUGACCAGGCUGAGAAGUUGUUCGAGCUGCACAACUUCGUGAAAGAACGCAAUGUCGGCUACAUGAACAUUACUGGCAACUUCAGACCUCCACAACCACUAGCAGGAAGAACGGUUUACAGAAGUUUUCGAGACAUCGACGACAAACUCAACACCGCGUACGAUCAACUCAGCAAUGGGUUGGUGAUUUUGUUCACACUAUUUGCUGCUCUCUUCUGUGCAAGAGAUUAGAAAAGAUUGUCAGGAAAUGAGGAUUUAGAGGCGGCUCAAAUGUGAACUUUUGUCAUAUACGACUGCCCAACUUGCAUCAAUAUUGCAUGCUAAAAAAUUUUAUUACUGUGAUUAUUGAAAACUUCCUGUGUAUUUAUGAUAUUUUAAAUAAAAUUCAGCAGUUCCUUGUU
Symsagittifera roscoffensis is the source of this 1593-nucleotide messenger RNA. Its product is annotated as carbonic anhydrase 13-like. Gene Ontology annotation, molecular function: carbonate dehydratase activity; zinc ion binding. The record is from RefSeq and is a predicted model, not a curated record. Gene Ontology annotation, cellular component: plasma membrane. Lineage: Eukaryota; Metazoa; Xenacoelomorpha; Acoela; Convolutidae. The coding region runs from base 434 to 1423 and encodes 329 amino acids. Gene Ontology annotation, biological process: one-carbon metabolic process. The transcript has 8 exons.